AUGGACAUACACCAUUUAGCGGUGUCGAGACUCGCACAUCGCAUCGCUCGUUUCCACGCAGAAAAAACCCCAUUCCGAAUAUACCAUGGUGGAACAAAUAGCACAAGAUCCUAUCUCUUCUCGGAUGCAACAUCCAUCGACACGUCAGGGCUCAAAAAUGUUCUUUCAGUCGAUCCACAGGCACAAACAUGUCUUGUGGAAUCCAAUGUCCCUAUGGACGCAUUGGUAGCUGCUACUCUACCCUUUCGUCUUAUACCACCUGUCGUUCCCGAGUUUCCUGGUAUCACAGUUGGUGGUGCCUUUGCAGGGACUGGCGGCGAGUCGAGUUCGUUUCGAUAUGGCUUCUUUGAUCAGUGUAUUAACUGGGUCGAGGUCAUUCUUGCCAAUGGUGAAGUCGUCACCGCUUCGCCUGUCGAGAAUCCAGAUCUCUUUUAUGGAUCUGCUGCGACUUUCGGCACGAUUGGUGUGACAACACUUUUCGAAGUUCGACUUAUUCCCGCGCGUGAAUUUGUUGAGUUGUCAUACCACCCAGUCGACACAUUCUCGGACGCACAGAAAAAGAUGAAAGAUCUGGAGUCGUCUCCUGCUGUUGAUUUCGUGGAUGGUAUCAUGUUCUCAAAAGACAGCGGCGUCAUUGUGUCUGGCUCUCUGAUGGAUCUCGAUCUGUAUGAGAAGGGAAAGGCUCCUCCGAUCAUUUCCUUCUCGGGACGCUGGGAUCAGUGGUUCUACUUACAUGCCCAAGAUACGCUGGCACGAAACAAAUUCCAAGAAAGACCUUACCGAGAAUUGGCUUUGACGACAGAGUAUUUUUUUCGUUACGACCGUGGCGCAUUCUGGACCGGUACUUUUGUCUUCGAAUGGUUCGGUGUCCCAUUCAACCGCGUCACAAGAUUUGCUCUAGAUUGGCUCAUGUCGACUCGGAUAUUAUAUCAUGGUCUGCACGCCAGCAAACUGGGUGCUGGGUACAUGAUACAAGAUCUCUGUCUCCCUCAAUCGACAGCAGCGGAAUUUAUGGACUGGAUGCACGAUGAGUAUGCAAUAUACCCUUUGUGGUUGUGCCCGAUCAAACAGAAUGAGCGGAUUUCUAUGAAUCCACAUACCCCCUCACCAACCGAACCCGGUAGAACAACCGGCGAAUCUCUCCUAAACAUAGGUGUGUGGACGCGCUGCCCGUCAGAAGACCGAGUCGCCUGCAACCGACGGGUGGAAACAAAGUUGUGGUCGCUGCGUGGGAUGAAGUGGCUCUAUGCUGAUACCUUUUAUACCGAGGAAGAAUUCUGGGCCAUCUACGAUCGUGAAUGGUAUCAGAAGUUGCGGACAAAGUAUGGAGCAGAUGGACUACCCAACGUUUAUCAAAAGGUCAGAACAGCUGUGGGAGAUUCAGGCAAUAACCAGGCUCAAGUUGUCCCAAUCAGCGUUACUGGUGUGCUGACAGGCAAGAUCUCCCUUCCGAAUCUGUGGGAUGCCGCUUGGAGCGGAUGGCCACUUGUAGGCAUCAAAGCCGUUGUGUCUGCACUUAGGGGAGUCGAGUACCUCAAGAAGAACAAUUGA
Molecule: messenger RNA, 1551 nt
Organism: Exophiala bonariae
Lineage: Eukaryota; Fungi; Ascomycota; Eurotiomycetes; Chaetothyriales; Herpotrichiellaceae
Exons: 1
Coding region: 1-1551 (516 amino acids)
Biological process (GO): steroid metabolic process
Cellular component (GO): membrane; cytoplasm
Molecular function (GO): Delta24(24-1) sterol reductase activity; FAD binding
Source: RefSeq, a predicted model, not a curated record